Molecule: messenger RNA, 1864 nt
Organism: Acomys russatus (golden spiny mouse)
Lineage: Eukaryota; Metazoa; Chordata; Mammalia; Rodentia; Muridae
Gene: Znf668
Product: zinc finger protein 668
Exons: 2
Coding region: 11-1864 (617 amino acids)
Source: RefSeq, a predicted model, not a curated record
CACCAAGGCCAUGGAAGUGGAGGCUGCGGAGGCCAGGUCCCCAGGCCCCUGCUACAAGCGCUCUGGCCGCCGUUACAAGUGCCUGUUCUGUACCAAGACGUUCCCAAACGCUCCCAGGGCAGCCCGCCACGCCGCUACGCACACACCUACCGACUGCAAAGAGGAGGUGAAUGAGGUCCAGCCAAAGGUGGACACGGAGCCCAAGGCUGAGGAAGCCAGUGGAGAAAAGGUAGCCGGGUCUGUAGCCAAGCCCCGGCCCUAUGCCUGCCCACUGUGCCCCAAGGCCUACAAGACAGCUCCUGAGCUACGCAGCCAUGGGCGCAGCCACACGGGUGAGAAGCCCUUCCCGUGCCCCGAGUGUGGCCGCCGCUUCAUGCAGCCAGUGUGCCUGCGUGUGCACCUGGCUUCGCACGCUGGUGAGCUGCCCUUCCGAUGCACACACUGCCCGAAGGCUUAUGGUACGCUCUCGAAACUCAAGAUCCACCAACGUGGGCACACGGGCGAGCGGCCCUAUGCCUGUACGGACUGCGGCAAGAGCUUUGCUGACCCUUCGGUGUUCCGCAAGCAUCGGCGCACACACGCCGGCCUGCGCCCCUACAGCUGCGAGCGCUGCGGCAAGGCCUACGCCGAGCUCAAGGACUUACGCAACCAUGAGCGGUCCCACACGGGUGAGCGCCCCUUCCUCUGCUCUGAGUGUGGUAAAAGCUUCUCUCGAUCCUCUUCCCUCACGUGCCACCAGCGUAUCCAUGCAGCCCAGAAACCCUAUCGCUGCCCCGCUUGCGGUAAGGGCUUCACACAGCUCAGCUCUUACCAAAGCCAUGAGCGCACGCACUCGGGCGAGAAGCCCUUCCUGUGCCCGCGCUGUGGCCGCAUGUUCUCUGAUCCCUCGAGCUUCCGCCGCCACCAGCGGGCACACGAGGGUGUGAAGCCUUACCGCUGCGAAAAGUGCGGCAAGGACUUCCGGCAGCCAGCCGACCUGGCCAUGCAUCGGCGAGUGCACACGGGCGACCGGCCCUUCAAGUGCCUGCAGUGCGACAAGACUUUCGUAGCUUCCUGGGACCUCAAGCGGCACGCGUUGGUGCACUCGGGACAGCGGCCGUUCCGCUGUGAAGAGUGUGGGCGAGCCUUCGCCGAGCGAGCUAGCCUCACGAAGCACAGCCGCAUGCACUCCGGCGAGCGUCCUUUCCACUGUAACGCCUGCGGGAAAUCCUUCGUGGUGUUAUCCAGCCUCAGGAAGCAUGAGCGGACCCAUAGAAGCAACGAGACUACAGGAGCCGCCCCCCAGCAGGAGCUGGUCCUGGGACUGGCACUGCCUGUAGGCGUUGUGGGUGAGGGCUCGUCCGCCCCCGUGCCAGGUGCAGGGCUAGGGGACCCUCCAGCAGGUCUGCUAGGGUUACCGCCCGAGUCUGGUGGUGUAGUAGCUACACAGUGGCAAGUGGUGGGCAUGACUGUGGAGCACGUGGAGUGCCAGGAUGCCGGGGAGGCUCCUGGUACCCUGGGAGAUGCAGGCGAGGUGGGGGGCGAGGAGACUGAUGAGAAGCCCCCACAGUUUGUGUGUCGCGAGUGCAAAGAAACUUUCUCCACAUUGACGUUGCUGCGCAGGCAUGAGCGCUCCCACCCGGAGCUCCGGCCCUUUCCCUGCACCCAGUGUGGUAAGAGCUUCUCAGACAGGGCUGGCCUUCGUAAGCAUAGUCGCACCCACAGCUCUGUACGCCCCUACUCCUGUCCCCAGUGCCCCAAAGCUUUCUUGAGUGCCAGUGACCUGCGCAAACAUGAACGCACCCACCCUGUGCCCAUCGGGACCCCCAUUCCCCUGGAGCCCCUAGUGGCUUUGCUAGGAAUGCCAGAAGAAGGGUCAGCUUGA